Molecule: messenger RNA, 6283 nt
Organism: Heterocephalus glaber (naked mole-rat)
Lineage: Eukaryota; Metazoa; Chordata; Mammalia; Rodentia; Bathyergidae
Source: RefSeq, a predicted model, not a curated record
AGUUCCCUAGGGCCAACAAAAGCCUCUCGCGCGGUCGCAACUCUAUGGUUCCGGGAGGCGGGGCCUGCGGCCUGGUGCAUGCUGGGUCGGCGGCGGACGCCUCGGGGCUUCAGUCAUGGCGUCGGUGCUGUGUUCCCGGCUCUGGUUCUGGGCUGUGCUGCUUGUCCCUGCGGCCGCGGUUUAUGAAGACCAAGUGGGCAAGUUUGAUUGGAGACAGCAGUAUGUUGGGAAGCUCAAGUUUGCCUCCUUGGAAUUUUCCCCUGGAUCCAAGAAGUUGGUUGUGGCCACAGAGAAGAAUGUGAUUGCGGCAUUAAAUUCUCGCACUGGGGAGAUCUUGUGGCGCCAUGUUGACAAAGGCACGGCAGAAGGAGCCGUGGACGCCAUGCUGCUCCAUGGACAGGAUGCAAUCACUGUGUCCAAUGGAGGCCGCAUUAUGCGCUCCUGGGAGACUAACAUUGGAGGCCUGAACUGGGAGAUAACCUUGGACAGCAGCAGUUUUCAGGCACUUGGGCUGGUAGGCUUGCAGGAGUCAGUGAGGUACAUUGUGGUCCUGAAGAAGACAACUCUCGCCCUCCAUCACCUCUCCAGUGGGCACCUAAAGUGGGCGGAGCAUCUCCCAGAAAGUGACAGCAUCCACUAUCAGAUGGUGUAUUCCUAUGGCUCUGGGGUAGUGUGGGCCCUUGGCGUUGUUCCCUUCAGCCAUGUGAACACUGUCAAGUUUAACGUGGAGGAUGGAGAGAUUGUUCAGCAGGUCAGGGUUUCAACUCCAUGGCUGCAGCGUCUCACUGGAGGCUGUGGUUUGGUAGCAGAGGCUGUCCUGGUGUGCCCUGACCCUAGCUCACGCUCUCUUUAUACUUUGGCCCUGGAGACGGAAUGGGAACUUCAGCAGAUCCCACUGCAGUCUCUUGACUUAGAAUUUGGAAGUGGAUUCCAGCCUCGAGUGCUGCCCACACAGCCCAACCCAGUGGAUCCUUCUCGGCCCCAGUUCUUCCUGCAGUUGUCCCCAAGCCACUAUGCCCUGCUACACUACCACCAGGGAACUCUGAGUCUGCUCAAAAACUUCCCCCAGACUGCCCUUGUGAGCUUUGCUACUACUGGGGAGAAGACGGUGGCUGCAGUCAUGACCUGUCGGAAUGAAGUGAAACCUAGCAGUUCUGAAGAUGGGUUCAUGGGGAACUUUGUGGAGAAGUCCAGUGCACAGGACUCACUGGCUUGCUUCAACCAGACCUACACCAUUAACCUCUACUUAGUGGAGACGGGUCGGCGGCUGCUGGACACCACAAUUACGUUUAGCCUGGAGCAGAACCAUACUCAACCUGAGCGACUAUACAUCCAGGUGUUCUUGAAGAAGGAUGACUCAGUGGGCUACCGGGCCUUGGUGCAGACACAGGACCAUCUGCUACUUUUUCUGCAGCAGCUGGCAGGGAAGGUGGUGCUAUGGAGCCGCGAGGAGUCCCUGGCAGAGGUGGUGUGCCUGGAGAUGGUGGACCUCCCCCUGACAGGGGCACAGGCAGAGCUGGAAGGAGAAUUUGGCAAGAAAGCAGCAAUUCAAGACGGCCUGCUGGGGAUGUUCCUAAAACGCCUCUCGUCUCAGCUCAUCCUACUGCAAGCGUGGACUUCCCACCUCUGGAAAAUGUUCUAUGAUGCUCGGAAGCCCCGAAGUCAGAUUAAGAACGAGAUCAACAUUGACACCUUGGCCAGGGAUGAAUUCAACCUGCAGAAGAUGAUGGUGAUGGUAACAGCCUCAGGCAAGCUUUUUGGCAUUGAGAGCAGCUCUGGCACCAUUCUGUGGAAACAGUAUCUACCCAGUGUCAAGCCAGACUCCUCUUUUAAACUGAUGGUCCAAAGAACUACUGCUCACUUCCCCCACCCCCCACAGUGCACACUCCUGAUAAAGGACAAGGAAACAGGAAUGAGCUCUCUGUAUGUCUUCAAUCCCAUUUUUGGGAAGUGGAGUCAGGUAGCCACCCCGGUGCUGAAGCGCCCCAUCUUGCAGUCCUUGCUUCUCCCAGUCAUGGAUCAAGACUAUGCCAAAGUCUUGCUGUUGAUAAACGAUGAGUACAAGGUCACAGCUUUUCCAGCCACUCGGAAUGUCUUGCGACAGCUACAUGAGCUUGCCCCAUCUAUCUUCUUCUAUUUGGUGGAUGCAGAGCAGGGAUGGCUAAGUGGAUAUCGGCUUCGCAAGGAUCUCACCACUGAACUGAGCUGGGAGCUGACCAUUCCCCCAGAAAUACAGCGGAUCGUCAAGGUGAAGGGGAAGCGCAGCAGCGAGCACGUCCAUUCCCAGGGCCGGGUGAUGGGGGACCGCAGUGUGCUCUACAAGAGCCUGAACCCCAACCUGCUGGCCGUGGUGACAGAGAGCACGGAUGCGCACCAUGAGCGCACCUUUAUUGGUGUCUUUCUCAUUGAUGGUGUCACAGGACGCAUCAUUCACUCCUCGGUGCAGAAGAAAGCCAAGGGCCCUGUCCACAUCGUGCACUCAGAGAACUGGGUGGUGUACCAGUACUGGAACACCAAGGCUCGGCGCAAUGAGUUCACGGCCCUGGAGCUCUACGAGGGGACUGAGCAAUACAAUGCCACUGCCUUCAGCUCCCUGGACCGCCCACAGCUUCCCCAGGUCCUUCAGCAGUCCUACAUCUUCCCUUCCUCCAUCAGUGCCAUGGAAGCCACCAUCACUGAGCGGGGGAUCACCAGCCGACAUCUGCUUAUUGGGCUACCUUCCGGAGCAAUUCUUUCUCUCCCUAAGGCCUUACUGGAUCCCCGGCGACCUGAGAUCCCAACAGAACAAAGCAGAGAGGAGAACCUAAUCCCCUAUUCUCCAGAUGUACAGAUCCACGCAGAGCGAUUCAUCAAUUAUAAUCAGACUGUCUCUCGAAUGCGCGGUAUCUACACAGCUCCCUCGGGCCUGGAGUCUACAUGUUUGGUUGUAGCCUAUGGUUUGGACAUUUACCAAACUCGAGUCUACCCAUCCAAACAGUUUGAUGUCCUGAAGGAUGACUAUGACUAUGUAUUGAUCAGCAGUGUCCUCUUUGGCCUGGUUUUUGCUACUAUGAUCACUAAGAGGCUGGCACAGGUGAAACUCCUGAAUCGAGCUUGGAGGUAGACUGAAGACUCCAAGCCCAGUGGAGAGCUGUGGUAGCUGAGGUGCUACACCUGUGGUUUGGCAGAUUGGUGGAAUGUGUGUGCUGGGUUCUGCUGUCUGUUGAGUUGGGGAAAUGCGGACCUUAAUGUAGAACUGCUUUUGAGACACAUGAUGCACGAUCCUGUGGAUAAAGACUGAGCUCAUUCACCCCAGCUGAGGAUCUCCAAGCAUCUGAUGGACUUUCCCCCAAAGUCUGGGGCCACUGCCAUUUCCUUUGCCCAUCCAUGAAGACCUCUAACUGAACCAUGCGUAGUGACCCACCAUUGUAAUCCCAAUACUCUGCUAGGUUGAGGCAGGAUGAUUGUAAAUUUAAGCUCAGCCUGGGGAACUUAGUGACUUAAAGAGACCCUGUCUCAACAUUAAAAGGGGCGGGGGUGCUGGAGAUGUACCUCACUGAGAAGGCCUGGCAUGGGUUCAAUCCCCAGUACAACAAAACAAAGCAAAACCCAACUGACUUUUAAAAAAACUUUUAUUGGUACAUGCUUACAGUACAUAAUGAUUACAAUCAUCAUAGCUGAUUUUUAUUUUUUCCUUUUUUUUUCAGUGCUGAGGCUCAAACCUAGAGCCUCAUGCAAGCUAGAUAAGUUCUCUAACAACAUUGAGCUACAUCCCAAGCCUUGAUGUUUCUCUUGUUUUUUUCCCCCAGUACUGGGAAUCCAACUCAGGACCUUGCACUUGCCAGGCAGGUGCGGCGCUGUUUCUCUUUUGCAAUGCAUGUUUAAAUUGAUUUUCGUUUGCCUUUUGUGUUUCCCAGUCUUAUUUAGAAAUCCUGAUUUUUUCCCUGUCUCUUGCUUCAAAGUCGGUAGGGAGCUUCUGUUGCCAACUUUACCUUGUAGGUGCAUUUGCUACUUGACCUUGGUGGAUGGGGAAACACAAGAUCUUUGAGAUGGUCUUGUUAUGUAGUUCAUGCUCACCUUGAACUCACUGUGGAGCUCAGGCUGGCUUCAAAUUCAGUGAUGCUCCCACUUCAGGUUCCUGAGUACUGGAAUUACAGGUAUGUGCCACCACACCCAGCCCUUGUGUUCUCAUAAGAUUGAGCCACCCAGUCCUCAGUUUAUCAGAGCCAAGUUCAUAUAGCAUCUUGGUUUGCUGGAUAUUGCCUGUGUGUUUCUCCUAAGAUGUGUCAGAGCAAAGGCCUUUUUAAAACUACUGAGUUUUCUGAACCUGAAGAGAUUUCAGUCUCAUUUUGUCCACAGGCUGGCCUAGUUAUCAUACAACCCAGGGAAAGAUGCUCUUAAGGACCUUAUUUAUUUUUAGUUUUGCGUGCGUGUGUGUACGCAUGCGUGUGUGUGUGUUGGGGGAUGAAUGCACAGCCCCAUGUGCUCUACCACUGAGCUAUACUCCCCAGCUAGGUGUAGGUAUAAAUUAAUGUCAUUAUAUUUCCUUUAAAAUGAGCUGACUUAAGGCUCUACUGAUCUUUUUUGAGUGUGGUGCUAGGGAUCAAACCCAGGGCCUCACACAUGCUAGGCAAACACUCUACCAAUGAGCUCCAUUCCCGGCCCUGGAUCUAACCUUUGAAGCUUAAACGAGAGGAGAAAAAUGGUCCGGGUAGGAAACUGGCCUCUUGUGGAUUCUGCAUUGUUCACUGGCUGGGCUGCUGAGUCCUUGCUACAAAUUAAAGGAAGCCUAAAAAAGAUUUUCCUUGUUCGUGGAUUUGGGAGAUCAGAGGACUUUUGCUGUGACUCUAGCCCUGUGGUGAGAGGUACUGUGUGACAGAAUAAAGUAAAAGAUGAAUGAUUCUGACCUAAGUUCUUUUUGCGUCUUAGGAAGAUCACUCAAAGUCUGCUUUUACAUUAGAAGAAAAAGUGCAGAAAUGGAGUGCAUUUAGUAAGGAAAUGUGCCAACGUAUUGUAUGAGUUGGUUCAGAUUACUUAAAAACAAAAUUGUUUCAUCUUUCUGUGUUCAUAGGCUGAUGUAGGUUAUGGCACAGAAGGAAGAAAACUGAGUUGUUUUAUUUUAGAAAUAAAACUGUCAAAUGGUGUUUAUAAAGGAACGAACAUCUAAAUUAUCUCCAGAAAAAAACAGGCACCUUUUCAUCUUGACUCAAGGCAUACUUUGUAUAAUGUGACCUGGGAGAAGGGAAUUGGUACAAGUUAAAAAAAUUUGCCCUAGUUUUGAGAUAGCCUGGCUGGAGUUUUAACAUCAUCAGCUAUUGUCUUGCUGCCUGUUCUGCUUGCACAGCCCAAUUUGCAAGAUUAUAGUUUUCAUUUACCUAUGUGCUGGAAUCUCAAAGAAGCAGCUAGUGGGAGGGAAAUUACUUGCCCUUUCAUGAAAUUCCCUGUAUUUUGGCUUUAAUCAUUACCAUUUCACUGUAGAUUACCUCAAAGCAGGUGCUUAAAAUAGCAAAUGCCAAGUCUUGACUUAGGUCUUGGCCUUCUUGUUGCUGGUAUUGGCGUUGAACUCAGGGCCUCAUGCAUACUAGGCAAGUGCUCCACCACUGAACUCUCCACAGCCCCUCCUAUGGCUUUUGAGAACAUGUUUCCUCAGGUCUCCACUCCAUUUGCUUUUUUUUUUUUGUCUUUUACUGUGCAUAUCCCUCGAGCCCUCUCUUCAUUAAUUAGGUUAAUUUGAGGGCCCCCUACAAUGUUUCACUUAGAACAAGUGAUUCCUCAGUAUUUUCUAGGGCAAGUUCUAAAGUUAGUUUGAUCAUCAUACUAGAUCUUUUGGCACAAAAUUUUGCAACUAAUACUACUUUAUGAUCUCAGUCCUUGUUGGAAAUAAAGUGGUUUGUGGCUUUUGUUUUUUUCUUCCUAGUCUUUGACUUGCAAUAGGAAUCAAUUAUUGAGGUAUGUGCAUGAAUUAAAUGCAGAAUUCCAGCUAGAAGGCUGGGGAUGCAGCUCUAUGUGAAGAUCUAAUGUUCAAUCCCCUCAUCAAAACCCCAAAUCCCCAGUUUUAUAACAGAAGAUUCAGAGUUGGUAAGAACUUCUUUCUAAAAAAUUGAAUGAGUUUUGUGUGUACCUACUUCCUCCCACUUGUUAAGAUGGUAGCUUAUUGAUUUAAUGUCACUUUUGUAAGAGUUUGAUACCUUUUCUUAACCUCCCGAAGGAAAGAAAUGUAAGCAAACUUAUAUGCAGAUCAUGUGGUUUUAUUGCCAUAUACUAGGGAUGACACUAAUAAACUGACUCUGUAAUUUAACAACUA